GCUGCCGGAGGAGGGACCGGGGACCGCGGCCUCGAGUCGCCCUUCUCCGCAGAUAGCUCGGCGCGGAGCAUCAGCCGCCCGGCCGCCGUGCUUCGCUGCUAUGGAGGGCGCCGGCGCCCGCCCCGGCUUCACGCACCGCCGCUGCCUGUGAAUUGCCGCCAACGCGCGCGGCGCUCUUUUCGGCGAGAACAAUGAUUCCUGUCACUGAAUUCCGCCAGUUCUCUGAACAGCAGCCAGCCUUCCGUGUUUUGAAGCCAUGGUGGGAUGUAUUUACAGAUUAUCUUUCUGUUGCCAUGUUGAUGGUUGGUGUGUUUGGUUGCACAUUACAGGUUAUGCAGGAUAAGAUCAUAUGCCUUCCCAAAAGAGUCCAGCCUUCUCAGAACACAUCUCACCUUCUUAAUAUGUCAGAUAUGGACUCCAGUGCAGCUCCAUUCCUUCCACCCAAGCCAUCUACACCUCCUGCUACUGUUGAAAUGAAGGGCCUAAAGACUGACCUAGACCUCCAGCAGUACAGUUUUAUAAAUCAAAUGUGCUACGAACGUGCCUUGCAUUGGUAUGCAAAGUACUUUCCAUAUCUUGUCCUUAUACACACAUUGAUCUUCAUGCUGUGUAGCAACUUCUGGUUCAAAUUCCCAGGGUCCAGCUCAAAAAUUGAACAUUUCAUUUCCAUUCUGGGGAAAUGUUUUGACUCUCCUUGGACUACAAGGGCUUUAUCAGAGGUAUCUGGAGAAGACUCUGAGGAGAAAGACAACAGAAAGAACAACAUCAGCAGGUCAAAUACGGUCCAGCCUAGCACAGAAGGCAAUUUGGUCAGGACUCAGUCUUUGAGAUCCAUUCCUGAGAAGUUCAUUGUGGAUAAAGGAACUCCAGGGGCUUUGGAUAAAAAAGAAGGAGAACAAGCUAAAGCAUUAUUUGAGAAGGUGAAGAAAUUCCGUCUCCAUGUUGAGGAAGGUGACCUAUUAUACGCCAUGUAUGUUCGCCAAACAGUGCUGAAAGUGAUCAAGUUUCUUAUUAUUAUUGCAUAUAACAGUGCACUUGUUUCAAAAGUUCAGUUUACAGUAGAUUGCAAUGUUGACAUUCAAGACAUGACAGGAUAUAAGCACUUUUCUUGCAAUCAUACAAUGGCACAUCUCUUUUCUAAACUCUCAUUCUGCUACUUGUGCUUUGUAAGUAUUUAUGGACUGACAUGCCUUUACACUUUGUACUGGCUGUUUUACCGCUCGCUGAAAGAAUAUUCUUUUGAGUAUGUCCGGCAAGAGACUGGAAUUGAUGAUAUCCCAGAUGUCAGAAAUGACUUUGCUUUUAUGCUCCACCUGAUAGACCAGUAUGAUCCUCUUUAUUCUAAAAGAUUUGCUGUGUUUCUUUCAGAGGUCAGUGAAAACAAACUGAAGCAACUGAAUUUAAACAAUGAGUGGACGGCCGAUAAACUGAGGCAAAGACUACAGAUGAAUGCCCAUAACCAUUUGGAACUGCAACUGUUUAUGCUGUCUGGACUUCCUGAUACAGUUUUUGAAAUUACAGAGCUUCAGUCUUUGAAACUUGAAAUUAUUAAUAAUGUCAUGAUACCAGCUACCAUUGUGCAACUGGACAAUCUCCAAGAGCUCUCUCUAUAUCAGUGUUCUGCAAAGAUCCACAGUGCAGCCUUGGCAUUUCUAAAAGAAAACCUGAAAGUCUUGAAUGUCAAGUUUGAUGACUUCAGAGAACUUCCACCUUGGAUGUAUGGGCUCAGAAAUUUAGAAGAAUUGAGCUUAAUUGGCUCUUUAUGCCAUGAUAUUUCUAAAAAUAUAACUUUAGAGUCUUUUCGAGAACUUAAGAAUCUUAAAGUUCUGCACAUUAAAAGCAACCUGUCCAAAAUCCCACAGUCUGUGGUUGAUGUUUCAAGUCACCUUCAAAAAAUGUGCAUUCAUAAUGAUGGCACUAAACUAGUAAUGCUCAACAACCUGAAAAAAAUGGUCAACUUGACAGAAUUAGAGUUAGUGCACUGUGAUCUGGAACGCAUUCCUCAUGCUGUUUUCAGCCUUAACACCCUCCAGGAACUAGAUCUUAAGGAAAACAAUCUGAAAUCUAUAGAGGAAAUUGUUAGCUUUCAACACCUUAGAAAACUUACAACCCUAAAGUUAUGGCACAACAGUAUAACCUAUAUCCCUGAGCACAUAAAGAAGCUCACUAGUCUAGAACGGCUUUCUUUUAGUCACAACAAGAUAGAGGUUCUCCCAUCCCACCUUUUCUUAUGCAACAAAAUUAGAUAUUUAGACUUAUCUUACAAUGACAUACGAUUCAUCCCCCCUGAAAUUGGAGUUCUACAAAGCUUACAGUAUUUUUCAAUCUCUUGCAACAAAGUAGAGAGUGUGCCAGAUGAGUUAUACUUUUGCAAAAAAAUCAAGACACUGAAGAUUGGGAAAAACAACUUGUCUAUCCUUUCACCAAAAAUUGGAAAUCUGGUGUUGCUAUCCUACUUGGACAUUAAAGGAAACCACCUGGAAUUUCUUCCCCAUGAACUUGGUGACUGCAGAGCUCUGAAAAAGAGCGGACUUGUGGUUGAAGACACCUUAUUUGAAACUCUGCCUUUGGAUGUUAGAGAACAGAUGAAGGCCGAAUAAUAUUCUCAGUACUUUUUUAAAAAAAAACUGUCUCUGCCAAAUGCCUUGUACAUAACUAAUAUGCCUUCAAAGUCUUUAUUUUAUUUUAUUUGACGUAUUUUGACAUUUUAUAUAUGGAUCAUUUUGGAAUAUAUGUAUUACGUAUACACACUUUUAUAUUUAUAUCAAUAUACCCCUUUCAUGUUCAUAAUUGUUUUAAUUUUAGCCUUAUAUUGUAUGUUUUUAGACUUUUUAUUGUGUGUUGGUGGCAUCAAAUUGGUAAUAUCUGCCUUAAAAAAAUGGCCUAGCUCAAAAUAAGGUCAUCAUCUUUAAAAAUAAAUAAUUUAGGUAACAUAUUAAAGUAGAAUAAUACAUGGUUGCUGUAGCAACUCUAAUCCUUUCUAUUCUGCUUUUUAAAAUCACCUAAAUGCUUUAAGGCUGCAAGUGUUCUUUGUCUUGUUUAUAUCCUAGAUGCAGGUAAUUGUAGCUUCUGCAAGUCAGAUUGCCCUGUCCUUGAGACUUCAUUAUGGCAAAACAGUAAAGUCACUGAUAAAAGAUGUUUCUUCACUGAUGGCUAUUCUGUGCUCAUAGAACUUAUCCUGCUAUUGCUGGCAAUAGAACUCUUGCUCUUUAGAAAGCUCUGAAUUAAAAUCAUAUUUUAGCUAGGAUUCACUUUUAGCUAAAUUUAUUUUGAGUCUCUUGACCCCAUCUUUAGUAUUCUUAAUUAUAAUUAGAACAUGAGUCAGAAUUUGUGUUCUGACACUAUGAGUCUUCGUUUCCUAUCUCCAUUUGUGUGUAACUGUGACUCCUGAAUGUACAUUAGUAAAUCUUUGCAAAUUGCAAUCAGAUAUGACUCUGCACAAAUUAGUUUCUGAUAUUUCUGUCAUAAAUGCCCUUAAUAAUCCCCUAAGGGUACAUCUACAUCAUAAUUAUAUUACAUUUAUAGAGGGAGGGAGAGAUCAAAUUUAUGCUGUCUUAAAAACAAGGUUUUCUUUCCCCUGUCAUGGUUUCCCACAAAGAAUUAUAGGAAUUUAAUUGAGUGGGAGUGUUAAAAAUUCUAUUAUUUCCUCUGCUUCUCUCACUUUAAAAAGAAGGUACAGCAUCCUAGAUUCCCAUGAAGUGGCAAACAUGUGUGGCUGUGAAAUAUUUUGGACAUGGUUUACCUUGAAAAUGUAGCAUGCAAAUCAAUUAUUAUGAUAGUAAACAGUAAAACAAAGCCAUACAAGUCAUGAAAUAGGGAAUUUCUAAUCUCGCCAAACUAUGAUACUAUUCAUGCUUGGUUGGAAAGAAGUAAUUCAAUUCAGAAGGAUUUAUUUCCAGUAUGUUACCAAGAAAAUGGAAUAUUUGCUUCAACAUGGCCCUGCCCUGUAGAGACUAUUUAGAAAGAUAUCUACGCAUGGAAGAAGUCUUCCCUGAAUGCAGUCAUUACAGUUGCAAAUUACACUUGAAUAUCUAUCAUCUUCCAACUCAUUAAAAUGCUAGGUGGAUUAGUUUUAGAGGUAUAAUUUGAGGCUACAAGGUGCCCACAACUAAUUGUUUGUGAUUGCAGUCAAGCAUUACAGUAAGCCUUGGUUUAUUGUAAUGGGGAAGAAUAAUGGUAAGGCUCAGAUUUAUAUACUCUUAUCUCCUCUUCCAUCAUGGCCAGAAGAAGGUGUAUGGAAAUACUGAUUUUUUUUCAUAAUACUUCAGAAACUUACAUGAACACCAUAGCAAAAAAGUAUUCUCUCUGUUCCAUCUAUUAAAAAGUGUAACUGACUUUUUCAGGAUAGAAAGCCAUCAAACAAUGAAGAGAUUGGUGUGAUGGUAAUAAUUAUGCCCAUCUCAUAUAUUUAGCCAAAAUGUGCGUAUAAAAGCUUGUUAUGCUGACACAUGUAAGUCUUUACCUCAAUUGCGCAUGCUGUUACAUAUUGCACAGUACAUGGUCACACUAUGUAUUGUUAGGAUUUACACCAAAGCAGGGCUACGUUUAUGCCUUCUAUUGUAACAUUUCUUCCUGUAAUUGCUUUCUAUGUUGCAACAUGUGGUGGUAGUAUGCAUUGCUUUGGGUGGAAUUACAGGUAGUCCUCGGUUAACUACAGUAAUUGGGACUGGA
This is a messenger RNA of Python bivittatus (Burmese python), 4671 nucleotides long. The record is from RefSeq and is a predicted model, not a curated record. NCBI's taxonomy places the organism in Eukaryota, Metazoa, Chordata, Lepidosauria, Squamata, Pythonidae.